AUGGGGAGACAAAGCAAAGGUCGUAGAAAAUUGGAGAUAGUGAAAAUAUCAAAAGAGAGUAAUCUUUUGGUUACCUUCUCCAAACGCAGAUAUGGCGUUUUCAAAAAAGCUAGCGAACUUUCUAUCCUUUGUGGUGCUGAAAUAACCAUCAUAGUCUUCUCUCCUACCAUGAAAGUCUUCUCCUUUGGUCACCCUUCUGUUGAAACUGUCAUUGAUCGUUUUCUCUAUGGAAACUCUACCCAAACUUCCGGAGUUCUACAGCUUGUCCAAACCCACCGGAAUGCCAGGGUCCGGGAUCUCAAUUUACAGCUCACCCAGGUUACGACCCAAUUGAAUGAGGAGAAGAAGCGAGGUGAGAAGCUUGAUCAAGGCAGGAAAGCAGGUGAUGGUCAGCACUGGUGGGAGUCUCCCAUAGAGGAAUUAGAUCUGCCGAAGCUUGAGCAACUCAAAACAUCUUUAGAGAUACUGAGGGAAAAUGUGGCAAAGCGAGUUGAAGAACUUCUGAUUCAAACAACAAACCAUACUCAGUUUUAUAAUAAUCCAAAUCUUGCUCCUGUCCAUGAAGCUCUUCCAUUUGAUCCAAACAACAAGGUGAUCGACCCAAACAUGAUUUAUGAUCUUGGAUUUCCAAAUCGAAAUGGGUUCUUUUAA
Manihot esculenta (cassava) is the source of this 651-nucleotide messenger RNA. RefSeq names its product agamous-like MADS-box protein AGL62. NCBI's taxonomy places the organism in Eukaryota, Viridiplantae, Streptophyta, Magnoliopsida, Malpighiales, Euphorbiaceae. Gene Ontology annotation, molecular function: protein dimerization activity; RNA polymerase II cis-regulatory region sequence-specific DNA binding; DNA-binding transcription factor activity, RNA polymerase II-specific. The record is from RefSeq and is a predicted model, not a curated record. Gene Ontology annotation, biological process: positive regulation of transcription by RNA polymerase II. The transcript is spliced from 2 exons. Bases 1 to 651 code for a protein of 216 amino acids.